This is a messenger RNA of Phytophthora sojae, 540 nucleotides long. RefSeq lists its product as hypothetical. Bases 1 to 540 code for a protein of 179 amino acids. The transcript is spliced from 3 exons. The record is from RefSeq and is a predicted model, not a curated record. Lineage: Eukaryota; Oomycota; Peronosporomycetes; Peronosporales; Peronosporaceae.
AUGACGUACAACGGGGAAGCUUUAGCAAUCCGCUCACAUCUCAAUUCCCGUCGAACCCCGAAGACCAACUUUCAUCCUGUCAUGCGUGCGUACUACGUUCUCCUCGCCGCUGCGGUUGCUCUCCUCGCUAGCUCCGACGCUGUUUCGGCCACAACAGUGCCCAAGGCCAACAGCGACGAAGAUGGCGACGCCCUCACUGAAGAUUCCGAGGACGAGGAGAGGGGCACGGGUGAAGUGUCCGAGAAGGCAGCAAGUACCGUCACCAAGUUGACGAAGGGUACUUCUGGCUUGAACAAAGCCGACGACGAUCUGGCGGCUCUGGCUGCCCAGAAUGCGGAGACCUUUAAGAAGGUGAUGGGGUAUGCGCCUCGGUCGAACCCGAAGCUCAAGUGGGACGUGAUCGAUGCCGACAACCUCGCGCUGUUCCAGAACAUCAAGAACUGGGCCAAGCAGCUGGCGCGCGACCCGGACUACCUGCUUUGGCUCCAAUACGCUGCUUGGUGGGACGAUGUCGCCGAAAUGGCUCGCAAGGCUGCUUGA